UUAAACGGAUUAGAAGAAAGUAACGAUGGGACAAUGUUUAAAAAAAAAUGGAAUCCGAAUAGUUACUAAUAGCGCGAAUAAAAAAUGUAUCUGAAUAUAAAAGGGGCGUAAGAAGAAAAUCAGAGUUGCACAUUAAGAGCGACAAAGUCGAUGAAAUGUCAGGGCUGUGCAUCGUUUGGGUUAUCCUAUCCACUCUGGCAUCGAUACUCGCCUGCACUGGUUUUUAUUUGCCUUACUGGAUCCAGGGAAGACUUCUCGGCAAAGCAGAUGCAUACUUUAGUUCCUUUCGACGCUGUAAUUAUCCAAGAAUCAGGACACCCCAUAAUGCGCCGGAGAUAGUUUACCAAUGCGCUAGGUACUCUAGCUUUUGGGACAUCCCAAGUCCCUGGUGGCAGGCGAGCACAGUAACUAUCAGCUUCGGUCUCACCAUCACCGUGAUUGGAACACUCACGCUUCUCGCCGCCGCUACGUCUUUCCUGCCUCACGUACUCAAAACGCCCAAGCACACGAGGAUUCUUGGCUCGCUUCAACUUCUUGCCGCGACGAUGAUCUGCGGGGGUUUGAUAAUGUAUCCUAUCGGUUGGGACAAUCGUGAAGUGCGAGAGUCCUGCGGAAAGGGUGCAAAUGUCUACAAUCUUGGUAGAUGUUCGAUAUCGUGGUCGAGUUACCUGUUAGUCGGUGCGGUGGUACUGCUCAUGUUGUGCUUUGGGCUGAGCUUCUGCGCGGCGCGACACAAGCCGAACCAUGGACCCAAUGACCCUCUGCGCAUUUGACAAUCGAGGAAAUCGAUCGACGCCUACUCGACGGCGCCAAAGGAGACGACUAAGCUGUCAAUCGUCACGGUUUGUUGAUCCCGUGGCGCUCGCGCGACAUGACCGAUCGCGCGGCGCCUUCGCACCCUCUUCCGUUCGUACGCCUUCAAGUUGCUGCUGCUGUUGUUGAUGAUGAUGAU
Molecule: messenger RNA, 952 nt
Organism: Ceratosolen solmsi marchali
Lineage: Eukaryota; Metazoa; Arthropoda; Insecta; Hymenoptera; Agaonidae
Product: lipoma HMGIC fusion partner
Exons: 5
Coding region: 156-773 (205 amino acids)
Cellular component (GO): membrane
Source: RefSeq, a predicted model, not a curated record